CGCGACAGGUUUCCCAGCUCCGCUCGGUACUGAGCAGCCGGAGAAAGUGAAGUAACCGCUCUGUUAGCCGUUAAACGAUCUCAGGUGGCCUGUAUGUUUUUAUUUGUAUGGCAUUAUAAAGGGAAGGGAGAGAGACAGAGGGUGUGAAUAAGUAUGUGCACCUUGCACUUGUGAGAUGACGCGAGUGGUUUUGUUUGAAUGAAACCCUUCCAGUCCAGGAUGGAUGACUUCUCUCAUCUUUUCCCCGACCCGAACCCGUCACUGCACAUGGAAUCGCCGUUACCGGGUCUCCUCGGUGCCGCUGCAGUGACCGGAAGCGGCUCCGGGAUGAGCAGCGCCUUACGGAACGAUUUAGGCUCCAAUAUCCACGUUUUAAAAACCCUGAAUCUGCGCUUCCGCUGUUUUCUGGCCAGAGUGCAUGAGCUGGAGCGCAGGAACAGAGUGCUGGAGGCUGAGCUGCAGCAGGCUCUGGAUCAGUCCCGCUACAGGAGGGAACAAGCCAUCCAAACGGACUACCAGCUCCCGUUUGCAGGCCCGCAAGUCGAGAGCAGGGUCCCGGGGAGAAUCUGGAGCUCCUCCCAGAGCAGGAGGUGGGGGAGCCGGCUGGAGCUGCAGCCCGGGCCCGGAGUUUCCUGGACGCUCCCGGAUGGAGUCGGAGUGCAGAUCGACACCAUCACCCCCGAGCUCAGGGCCAUCUAUAACGUCUUAGCCAAAGUGAAACGAGAAAGAGACGAAUACAGGAGGAGAUGGGAGGAGGAGUUGUCCAAGUGCCAGCAAAUGGAGGCCAUGGUGGAAACUUUACAACAAAGUACGCAGGAGUCCGAGGCCCUGCGGAAAGAAUUGAGUGAGAAAGUGGAACAGCUCAAAGCCGAAUUGGUCGUCUAUAAGAGUCUCAUGACGGAUGAAAUGUCAGAUUUGGACUCCAAAAUUCAAGAGAAAGCCAUGAAGGUGGACAUGGACAUUUGUAGACGCAUCGACAUCACGGCUAAGCUGUGCGACGUGGCCCAGCAGAGGAACUCUGAAGACAUGAGCAAGAUGUUUCAUGUCAGUCCUUCUAGAGCUCCUGCAGACCACAAAGGGGUGUCUGCAUCCUGUAAAAAGAAGGAACGCAAGACUGUGUCUGAUGAGGAGAACGCUCAGGUGGAGGCAGACAGUGAGCACUCUGAGAAGGAGGUCGCUGGAUCUCUGAACAUUACAGAUGAAAUGAAGCGCAUGCUCAGUCAGCUAAUUAGCUCAGAUAACUGCUCUGUCUCCAGGAGGGAGACCUUCGAUUUCGACGAUGACUGUGACAGUCUGGCCUGGGAGGAGACUGAAGAGACUCUGCUCCUGUGGGAGGAUUUUACCAACAGCCAUGUUAUUACCCCUUCCACCACUACUACUGCUGCCGCCAGUGCACACACUAGCGCUGCCUGUGCUGCCGAAUGCCACGGAGAAACUCAUGAGCAGGAUGGAAGUCUGCGCAGUCUGAUAAACGAGACCGAGUCACUCUUUAAAGUUAGAGAGCAGGACUACCAGGCUACUAUUGGACAGAUUGAGCUGGAGCUGGCCACAGCCAAGAGUGAUAUGACCAGACACCUGCACGAGUACAUGGAGAUGUGCAGUAUGAAGCGAGGGCUGGAUGUGCAGAUGGAGACCUGUCGCAGACUCCUCCAGAGCUCAGCAACCGCUGGCAGACACUCCCCAUUCUUUAACUCCGGAGCAAGCAGUGACUCAGGAAAUGCAGAAGACCUGCAAGAUGAACUGGACAGGGAUGGAGAGAAGGACAGAGACAUCGUUGAAAAGAGUGAUGGAGAGACAGAUGUAUGUGGGGAGGUCAGCUGAUCCUUCCCAUCACUUCCCUCUUCUUCCACAGUGGUACAAGGAGGAGAAUCUCUGAUCCGGUCUUCCAUGAUAUGUGUUUCUGUCGGUCUCAAAGUUGGUGCUAUGUAUGCUGUCCCAAAUUGGGAUUAAAUCAGUUUUAAAGAGUCUAUCUACUGAAACUGUCUCUUUCAUCAGCACUGCCAUGGCAUGGCUCCACCUUCUAUUGUUCUCUUUCUCACUGGCUUAUAAAUCUACAGUAUACACAUUUCCUGUGCCCGAAAUCACUCACUUGUUCACUACUCCCAACUCACUAUAUAGGGAAUAUAGAGAGGACUAUAUAGUGAGCUCAUUGAUAAAAUUUAAAAACGCUUUCGGACACUAGUCCAUCACGCUGGUAUUUACGUCAUUACUGUCACACAAUUAAAACGUGCCAGAUCAGUUGGCUGGUGGGUUUUCAAAACAAAUACAUGCAUGUAUUUUUGUGAUAAAUCCAUAAUAUACUGAGCAUAUUUCCCACAUUAAUCAAUACAAAGUACUUUGUGUCUGCUGCAUCUUUCAGUUCUUUUAAAUCAAGACUAAAUACUUUCUUCUUUGCCGCUGCCUUUUAUUAAAUCAAAUUUGAGACUUUUUAAUUUGAUUUCUUUCAGCGCGACCGCAAUGCAUGAUGGGAUAUGUUGCUUUGGUUAGUGACCACUGGUUGUACACUACUUUUCGUGAUGCAUUGUGGGAUACUUUGAGUGCACUAUAUAGGGUGUAAAUAAUCCUCACUAAGGUUUCGGACAGCACUAGAGAGCGAUUUCGGACACAGGGAAUGUCUUUCAACAUUUUUCCUUUUUUAUACUCUGCUUCAGAUGUAAUCAUGAAAUCCAUUUACCAGUUAUCAUAUUACAACAGAAUUGUUUUGUUGGUCAUUUUGUUAAUGUCAUAAAGGAGCCUAGAAUUAACAGUAACGUUUGCUCAGACUCUUGUCACUUGAUCAACAGAAAUACUGUGUUUGACUUAUAGACUUUAGACUGUAUGGACUUCAGAGGAAUCAUGACUCCUCUAUGAAAUCUGUCAUAUUGCAGAUAAUCACUUAGACACAACACGUAAGCCAUGUGGUAGGAGCUUCUACACUAGGGUUCGACACAAUUGUGCAUAGAGCACUAUGCAAUAAGCUGCUAUGGACAUGCUGUUAACUGUUGUUGGGUUUCCCCCCACUUCCUCUCCAGGGACAUUCUUGGUAUUUGGUAUACCUGACUCAAAAAAAACUUGGGAUGCUGUGUAAAACACAAAUAAAAACAGAAUGCAAUGAUUUGCAAAUCCUUUUCAACAUAUAUUCAAUUGAAUACAAUGCAAAGACCAGAUAUUUAAUGUUCAAACUGAAACUUUUUGUUUUUUACACUCAUUGUGAAUUUGAUGCCUGUAACAUGUUUCAAAAAAGUUGGAACAGGGUCGUGUUUACCACUGUGUUACAUCACCUUUUCUCUUAACAACACUCAGUAAGUGUUUGAGAACUGUGGACACUAAUUGUUGAAGUUUUGAAGUUGAAAUUUUUCUCAUUCUUGCUCGAUAUACAACUUUAGUUGCUCAACAGUCCGAGGUCUCUGUCGUAUUUUGCACUUCAUAAUGCGCCACAUGUUUUCAAUGGGAGGCAGGCAGGCCAGUUUAGCACCUACACUCUUUUUUUACUAUGAAGCCGCACUGUUGUAACACAUGCAGAAUGUUGCUUGGCAUUGUUUUGCUGGAAUAAGCAGGGAUGUCCCUGAAAAAAACAUCAUCUGGAUGGCAGUAUAUGUUGCUCCAAAACCCAUAUGUACCUUUCAGUAUGAAUAGUGACUUCACAGAUAUGCAAGUGACCUGGGUUACUAACAUGCCCCCAUACUGUCCUAGAUGCUGGCUUUUUUACUUUGUGCUGGUAACAAUCUGGAUGGUCCUUUUCUUCUGGAUAUAUGUCUGAAAGCCUAUAUUAUAAUGGCUUUUUUUUAAUACAUAUGAAAAAUAUGAGGGAGAAAGAAUGAAUCAAAGUGAAGGGUAACGAGGAAGGGAGGAGUGGAGAGAUUCAUGCAAUGUUUGUGCGAACAGAAAUAUACUGCCCGGCCCAAAAAAGUAGCGCACACUUUUUUUGGUCUGCCUUUAGCUUUGAUUACGGCACCCAAUUACCAUGGCAUUGUUGCAACAACUUUAUGCAGCAUUGCAACUUUAUUUCCACCCGGAGUUGCAUUAAUUUUUCACUGUGAUAUUGUACUGACAACAGGAGAGUCGAACCACUCUGUUAAAGUUUUCUCCAGCACAUCCCAAAUACUUUUUAAUGGGGUUAAUGUCAGGACUCCGUGAUGGCCAAUUCAUGAGUGAAAAUGAUUCCUCAUGCUUCCUGGAUCACUCUUUCAUAAUUUGAUCCCUAAUUUUAUGCCUGUGUCAUCAGGGAAGAAAAAAAAUACAUUGAUGUGAACCUGGUCAUUCAGUACAUUCAAGUCAUCAGCUGACCUUCAUUUCAUUGCCACGUAAUGUUGCUGAGCCUCAACCUGACUAAAUGAAACAACCCCAGACCAUAACAGUGUACAGAGAUUUGUACAGUGGCAAUUAUGCAUGCUUUCAUGCGCUUCCCUUCUUACCCUGACUCGCCCGUCACUCCAGAACAGGGUAAAUCUGAACUCGUCAGACCGCAUGACCUUUUUCCAUUGCUCCAGAGUCCAAUCUUUAUGCUCCUGAAGCUUUUUCUUCUGAUUAGUCUCACUAACAAGUGGUUUUCUUAUGGCCACACAGCUGUUUAGUCCCAAUCCUGUGAGUUCUCAUCACAAUGUGCGUGUGGAAAUGCUCUUAUUGUCACUAUUAAACAUAGCUAUGAGUUCUGCUGGGGUUUGGGGUGUGGGCUUUUUAAAAAAAAUAUAUAUAUAAAUGAUUUGACUUCAAGUGUUUAAGUGAUCUCUGAUCACGGUCAGUCAGGAUUUUUUUUCCUGGCCACGUUUCUUCUGUGAAGUUGACAGUUCACCACUAUCCUUUCAGGUUUAAUAAUGCAUUAUUGCAACAUAUUAAUUACUGCAGUAAUUAUCCAAUGAAAAGCUCUUUAGAAUUUGCUUAUUUCAGCCCAAACAGUGGCUUUUUAUUUUUUAUUUUUUGGCCAGGCUGUGUAUGUUGGAGAAUGUGAAGUAGAAGCUUUUUUGAGGCAGAAAGGCUUGCAGACCUUAGACGCCAUAGACCAAGACAUUUGAAUUUGUGUUGGUCUCGAAAAGAAUAUCAGUGUCAAUGUCCUGCCGUGCUGUGUCUCUCUUUUACACAGACAUCAAUUCCGGCUCUGUUACGACCAUUCGUUCCGGCUCAGAGGUGGAACAACGGACCCAUUCUGAAUUCGGAUAUUUUAUACAGAACGUGAGGUGGAAUCAUGGCGUAAGCCUCUCACCUUGAACAGGCUGUGUAAAAGAGACUUUUGUAUUGUAUUCAAUUAAAAGAACUGGUUGAAAAGGAUUUGCAAAUCAUUGCAUUCGGUGUUUAUUUACGUUUUAUACAGCAUCCCAACUUUUUUGGAAUCAGGGUUGUUGAAGUGCCCUGUUCUUAUGUUACUUGUAAUGCAGAAGGUUCAGUGUUCGGAGAAAGCUGAUGCCAAACAGCAGAAAACCAAAACCCUUGUGCCUGCACACUGUUUUAUACAGUAACUGUGUUGCCUUAUUUGAUUUUCCUUAGCUGUGCUUUUAAAAAUGUUUCAAAACUGAUCAAAGUUAGUAGCAGAUAGAAAACACUGUGUAAUGUACAAAAACAUCAAGAAAAAUAAUACACCUGUUGGUUAUCAGUGAAGCAAAAAUGUCUUAUUAUUCAUUAUUGUUGA
This is a messenger RNA of Neoarius graeffei (lesser salmon catfish), 5602 nucleotides long. RefSeq names its product intermediate filament family orphan 2a (gene iffo2a). NCBI's taxonomy places the organism in Eukaryota, Metazoa, Chordata, Actinopteri, Siluriformes, Ariidae. The record is from RefSeq and is a predicted model, not a curated record. Bases 199 to 1821 code for a protein of 540 amino acids. The transcript has 9 exons.